Molecule: messenger RNA, 2459 nt
Organism: Lagopus muta (rock ptarmigan)
Lineage: Eukaryota; Metazoa; Chordata; Aves; Galliformes; Phasianidae
Gene: E2F4
Product: E2F transcription factor 4
Exons: 10
Coding region: 19-1269 (416 amino acids)
Biological process (GO): regulation of transcription by RNA polymerase II
Cellular component (GO): RNA polymerase II transcription regulator complex
Molecular function (GO): protein dimerization activity; RNA polymerase II cis-regulatory region sequence-specific DNA binding; DNA-binding transcription factor activity, RNA polymerase II-specific
Source: RefSeq, a predicted model, not a curated record
GGAGCCGGCGGCGGGCAGAUGGCGGAGUGCGGGCCGCAACCCCCCGGGGCUGGAGGCGGCGGAGGAGGAGGAGGAGGAGGCGGAGGCGGUGGGAGCGGAGGUGCCGGGGCGCCCAGCCGGCACGAGAAGAGCCUGGGGCUGCUCACCACCAAGUUCGUGUCGCUGUUGCAGGAGGCCAAGGACGGCGUGCUGGACCUGAAGCUGGCUGCAGACACCUUGGCAGUGCGACAGAAACGACGAAUCUAUGAUAUCACAAAUGUCCUGGAAGGGAUUGGGCUGAUUGAGAAGAAAUCAAAGAACAGUAUCCAGUGGAAAGGGGUGGGUCCUGGCUGCAACACACGUGAGAUUGCUCACAAACUCAUUGAGCUGAAGGCAGACAUAGAGGACCUGGAGCAGCAGGAGCAGGAGCUGGAGAAGCAGAAGAUGUGGGUUCAGCAGAGCAUCAAAAAUGUCACAGAAGAUGUGCAGAACAACUGGCUAGCUUAUGUGACACAUGAAGAUAUCUGCAAGUGCUUCACAGGAGACACCCUCCUUGCCAUUCGAGCCCCAUCAGGCACACGCCUCGAGGUUCCCAUCCCUGAGGGCCCGAGUAGGCAGAAGAAAUACCAGAUCCAUCUGAAGAGCACCAGUGGUCCAAUUGAUGUUCUCUUAGUAAACAAGGACGCUUGGAGCUCUCCUCCAGUAGUGCUACCCGUCCCACCCCCUGAAGACCUCAUCCAGUGCCAGGCAGUAGCACCCUCAAAACCACAGAUCCCGCCGCUCGCCCACUUCCAAGAGGCAUCUGUUCCCAGCAGCACCCAGCCCUCAACGCCAACACCUUCCAGCACUCAGGAUCACAGCCCUCCUGAGCAGAAAGACACGAGCACAGAAUGCAGCAUCUCAGUGGUGGAGUCCAAGAGCAGCAGUGACCUCGACCCCCUCAGCAAUGUGUCUGCACCCAGCAGCCAGACAGCCAGGCUGGACACACAGCUGCUGCAGUCCUCUGCCUCUCUGGACAGCAGCUCUGUCCUACCCAGCCCCUCUGCCUCCUUUGAGCCAAUCAAACCUGAUCCUGCAGGAAUGCUGGAGCUUCCCAAAGAGCUGUCAGAGAUGUUUGAUCCAACGAGAGAAUGCAUGAACUCUGAGCUGCUGGAGGAGCUGAUGUCAUCUGAAGUGUUUGCUCCCUUGCUCCGCCUCUCCCCCCCUCCUGGAGAUCACGACUACAUCUACAACCUGGAUGAGAGCGAAGGCGUCUGCGACCUCUUCGACGUGCCUGUCCUUAACCUCUGACUCCUCAGCGUGGCUGUGAGCCUCGCACACACAGACCCUUUUGUAACUCUUUGGAAAGCAUCUAUUUUUGGAUUCCUUUUGUGCUAGAGCUCGACGAGUGAGCGAAUCAGAGAUACUCUCCUAUGAACUCAGAACCAAGAGAUGUGGACUCGGGGGCCGGGAGCCUCCCCGUCACUUCUUUCUCCUCCUGUCUCUCACGUGCAAGGACUGAGCUCGCCUCGCUGCGUCUCCCUCUUCACUGGAUUCUGGGCAUCGCUUCAGAGGGUCUGUGAUUUGUUGAGUUUGCCCGGGUGCCUCUCCAAGCUUCCUCAAAUCUGCAUGCCUUGGUUUUCCUGCACUCCUAGAGGCACUUUGCACCUCCUAGGUACCAGCUGCUACACGGAGCCCUGAUAGCACGAUCGGUUCACAAGCCCGGAGGUAGUUAGUUUCAAUGGGGGUGGUUGUAUCCUAGAAUGACAUCAACAAAAAGCAAACCAACGGCACCAAAAGGUCCAUUUGUUCCAGUGACUCCAAUCCAAGCUAGUUUGUUUGACAAGACAAAGCACUUUUCUCUGUUGGCUGCCCCUCCCAGUAGGACAGUAGCUGAGCUGAGAGUUUCCCUGCUGUGCUUCAGCAGGAAUGCCUGGUUCUGCCGUGGUGGUUGCUCACCUGAUGCACAGCCCAACAGCUGUGCUGUUCCUACAGGGCUGAAGAAGGGUGCCAGUAUUAAUGUUUUCUUCUUAUGAGUUGCUUGAAAGGUUAAGACUGAUCCAGCUGGUGCCUUUAAGGUAUUCCAAGUACAUCAGACGCCGCUCGCAUUACAUCUAGCUAUUCUCCAGCAUUGCACUUGAGCCUUCAACUGUUGUAAAGGCGACCAAGCAGGAAUGAUUCAGCAGUACUUUGCCACGACGAGUUUCACAAGUGUUGUCAAAAUAGUGUUUUGUUCCCCCCCCUGUUUUUUUUCCUCCUUAGCAUGUGCUCAGGGUCGGCCUUCCUAUGGAUAUGAAUUUGCUCUGGUGUUCAUACUGUGCUCCCUGAGCCUGUAGGCAGGUUGCUGCACAGCACAAUAAUGCCUUUCUGUAUCUUUUUGGUCAUGAGAUUGCUCUUUAAUGGAAGGUCUGUUGAGGUGGCUUUGGAGUGUUUUGUUUUUCUUUCUUUCUUUUUGAUGAGCAGCCCUGUGCAUUUCUUUUCUUUUUUUUUUUGCUGUUGUU